AUGGGCGCCAAAACGUCUAAACCCGCCGAUGGCGAAAACGACGUCAUCCCACCGUGUGAGGGCGGACGAGCCGCGUACGAGCGCGCGCGAUCGAGCGAGAACACAGACACAAGUACCUGCCCGGUGCCAGAGGAGUACAGAGGAAACCUGGGAACGUACAACGUGUACAACACGAAAGUCUCCGAUCGAGCGGGAAGUGCUCCGUCCAAGGCGCAGGAAAAGAAGUCUUCGUGGUUCGGGUUCGGGGCGAGCGCGCUGGACCCGCGAAACAACAUGCCGAGCGAGCCAAAUCAGCGGCGCGCUCCGGGACAGCGGGAAAAACUGAGCGUAAACCGCGAGCCGAGCACGAUCCCGAAAAGCGGGAGCGACGGUGGGGUGUGGACGUACCCGUCGCCGCAGAUGUUCUACAACGCGCUCGUGCGAAAGAAUAAGGCGGAUGACGUGGAGGAGAGCGACAUGGAGAGCGUGGUCAUGGUGCACAACGCGAUGAACGAGGAUACGUGGAGACGCGUCGCGCAGUGGGAAAAGUUGCACGAGUACACCAAGGGUCGACCGAUGUUAUUGAGGUUUCGCGGGCGCCCGGACGAGCUCUCACCGCUCGCGUUGGCGCGGCUGAUGUUUGGCGGCGCGCGUCCGUUCGACAGGCACGACUGGUACGUCGACCGCGAGGGACGUGAGGUGCGAUACGUCAUCGAUUAUUACUUCAACGAAGAGAAAGCGGGAACGAGCGAGCAAUUCGACGUCGUCGUUCGCCCGGCGUUGGACACGCCCGAGGCGCUGUUGGAUCGGGUGAAGAUGUCGAUUUACGUCGCGUGCGCCAGACUCGGACUUCCGUGCCCGAUAAGUGGACACGGAGGCACGAUCGACGUCGAUCCGUGA
Molecule: messenger RNA, 879 nt
Organism: Ostreococcus tauri
Lineage: Eukaryota; Viridiplantae; Chlorophyta; Mamiellophyceae; Mamiellales; Bathycoccaceae
Product: Cytochrome c/c1 haem-lyase
Exons: 1
Coding region: 1-879 (292 amino acids)
Cellular component (GO): mitochondrion
Molecular function (GO): holocytochrome-c synthase activity
Source: RefSeq, a predicted model, not a curated record